Haliotis rufescens (red abalone) is the source of this 3769-nucleotide messenger RNA. Its product is annotated as protein ABHD14B-like. NCBI's taxonomy places the organism in Eukaryota, Metazoa, Mollusca, Gastropoda, Lepetellida, Haliotidae. Bases 156 to 1031 code for a protein of 291 amino acids. The transcript is spliced from 5 exons. The record is from RefSeq and is a predicted model, not a curated record. Gene Ontology annotation, cellular component: cytoplasm.
GAAUAGUGUCGAAAUCAAAACCCGGAAGUCUUGUGUGACCCGGAAGUAAAGGAUCUUUGUUGACAUGUUUGUUGACAUGUGGCAGUUUUCGAUCUACGGACGUCUUUCACAACAUUGACAACAAGGUUAAUGCAUUGACUGUCGCCAGUUGCACUAUGAGCCCUAGUGGGAUCCAGGUGAACAAGCUCUGCAUCGUGCUAAUCGCAGGAGUGUUUGCGGGCGUGCUGGUUAUCUACCGCUUGUGGCCUGGAGACUCCAGUAAGGGGGACACCAAGCUGACUGAGCCAGUAGAAGAACAGAAGAUGGCAGCGGGGAAGGAGGAGUCGAAGGCGGCGUCCUGGUACACCGAGUUUGUUGACAUCCCAGCAGACCUCCUCAGUGGUGGUGGUGAUGACCAAGUGAAGGAGGUCGUAGUCCAGGUCACGUUGAAUGGCAAGUCACUGAAAAUAUUCACAAGGCAAGCAAACCCCAAAGGAAGUGAAACACAUCUUGAUGUUCUGUUUCUUCAUGGCCAAGCCUUCACUUCCAAAAACUGGUUGGAUAUUGGCACCCUCAACCUGGUGGCGAGAUGUGGCCAUCGAGCAGUGGCUGUCGACUUACCAGGCUAUGGAAAAACUACAGAUGGCGUUGAUAGCCCCUCAAAAGGAGCUUUUAUUGGUGCGUUGGUUAAAGCCUUGAAGAUGACCCGUCCCGUGGUGGUCAGCCCCUCAAUGAGUGGCAGCUUCUCCCUGCCAUUUCUGUUUGACCAGCCGGAGACAGCUGAAGACAGGAGUCGUGGAUACCUACCUGUUGCACCGGUGGCCACAAGUACAUACACCCAGGUGUACAGUAAGAGCAAGAUUCCAACCAUGAUAGUUUAUGGUGAAAAAGAUGAAUCUUUAGGAGCAACAAGCCUAAAAAACCUGAUCAAACUUCCUAACAGCAAGCCGUUUGUUGUCCCCGAUGCAGGACACCCAGCCUACAUCAACAACCCAACAUUCUUCCACAGACUGCUGUACAAUUUCCUAAAGAUUAUUGCUGCUCACAAGUGAACAAUGUAAUCAUGAGGGAAUGGUCUUAUGUUUUGUUAAAGUGUGAAUUGAAUAUAUGAGACAGGGAGGGGACAAGACUCAGGCAUAGAUACAAGCAUACAUGCACCGGCAUACUUCCAAGCAUACAUGCACAGGCAUACUUCCAAGCAUACAUGCACAAGCAUACUUCCAAGCAUACAUGCACAGGCAUACUUCCAAACAUACAUGCACAGGCAUACUUCCAAACAUACAUGCACAGGCAUACUUCCAAGCAUACAUGCACAGGCAUACUUCCAAGCAUACAUGCACUGGCAUACUUCCAAGCAUACAUGCACAGGCAUACUUCCAAGCAUACAUGCACAGGCAUACUUCCAAGCAUACAUGCACAGGCAUACUUCCAAACAUACAUGCACAGGCAUACUUCCAAGCAUACAUGCACCGGCAUACUUCCAAGCAUACAUGCACAGGCAUACUUCCAAACAUACAUGCACAGGCAUACUUCCAAGCAUACAUGCACCGGCAUACUUCCAAGCAUACAUGCACAGGCAUACUUCCAAGCAUACAUGCACAAGCAUACUUCCAAGCAUACAUGCACAGGCAUACUUCCAAGCAUACAUGCACAGGCAUACUUCCAAGCAUACAUGCACAGGCAUACUUCCAAGCAUACAUGCACCGGCAUACUUCCAAGCAUACAUGCACAGGCAUACUUACAGGCAUACCCGCACAGGCAUACUUCCAAGCAUACAUGCACAGGCAUACUUCCAAGCAUACAUGCACCGGCAUACUUCCAAGCAUACAUGCACAGGCAUACUUCCAAGCAUACAUGCACAGGCAUACUUCCAAGCAUACAUGCACCGGCAUACUUCCAAGCAUACAUGCACAGGCAUACUUCCAAGCAUACAUGCACAGGUAUACAUACAUAGCAGACUUAACAGGCACAGCUGCACAGGCGUACCUACAUAGGCACAUUUAUGUAGGCAUACCUGCACAGGCACUUUUAUGUAGGCAUGCCUGUACAGGUAUAUUUACGUAGGCAUACCCUCACAGGCACAUUUACGUAGGCAUACCUGCACAGGCACAUUUACAUAAGCAUACCUGCACACACAUUUACGUAGGCAUACCUGCACACACAUUUACGUAGGCGUACCUGCACACACAUUUAUGUAGGCGUACCUGUACAGGCACAAUUAUGUAGGCAUACUUGCACAGGCACAUUUACGUAGGCAUACCUGCACAGGCACAUUUACGUAGGCAGAUUUACGUAGGCAUACCUGCACAGGUACAUUUACGUAGGCACAACUGAUUACCUGCACAGGAAUAUUUACACAGACAACCUGCACGGGAACAUUUGGGAUCACUGUCUCUUGAUCCUUUCAAGAAGAGAUUGGUCUGGGUCUGGGUCUACGAGUAUGCUUGAACCAAAUCCCUGUUUAGGGGAAAUAUGAGUUAUUUGCACCUAGUUUUAUUCAGAAGGUUAGCAAACAUGGUAAGAGGUGGUAAGGUCGGAUUAUUUGUUGUUGAUCAUUUUGUGGUUGUUUACUGGGGAAUAUGAGUGUAUGUUGGAUCUCUUUCUUCUUCUUAUCAAUGAAUCCAGUAGAAAGUUGUACAGCUUGUACUGAGAGGUGUUUGGGCCAGUCACGCUACUGGAAGCACAACAUAUUGGCUGGGCCUUGUGGAAAGAAAUUCAAUAAUCAAAUCCCAGACUUGUGUGCGUUCACAGGUUUACAAUGUUUCUUCUGUUUUAUUGAACAUUUUAAUCACCUUUAAUUUAUGUUUUUGUCAGUUGAUAUUGUAUUAAGAGUGACAAAUAAUGUUCCUAUUUAUUUUGGUAUCUUCAUUAUGAUUCAGACAGUCAUAAAUACUGUUAUUUAUUUCAUUUACUGUUUCGUAAAUCCACAUACAUAACUGCUUGUAGUGUGAAAGAUUGGUUUGUGUAUGCUGUAGAGCCCUACACUGGACACAGUCAAGUCUGCUGCAGUAGCUCAAGUUUGACACAUGGUGUUUGUCUCCUCAGCUGUGUGAUACGAUGUACCUGCAGACAACAGUAACCAUGGUAACAUGAUCAUGUUCUUGUUUACCACAUUGGGAGGUUUAACAAUCACCUAACCUCUCUCUUCAUGUAAGGAUGUUGUGUAUUCUGGGCUUAAUCUGGGCUUCAUCAUGGCAAUGACAUUGGAAAUAUUUUAAAUUAUUUUAGAUUACAAAUUACAUAAAACUCUGCUAAGCUAAUUCUGUUUCCUAUAUUCAAGUUAUGGCUUUGUAUCCGGUUCUUCUCUUUCCUUGUUACCUCUGAGUUCUAGUGGAUAGAAUGUCUGCCUGGACAGCUGAUAGUCCAGGGUGCGAUCCCCGGCAGCAUCAUAGAUCUUUAAAGAUGGUAGUUGUUGUUACCCUGCCUGGCGCUAGGCAAUCGGUGGAUAAAACAAGGAUUGGUCAGCUCAGAGUCAGUAUGCUGUGUUUGAGUGGGUUAUCCAUGUUAAAACAUGUAUGUACCUUGCUAAACAAGUGCAAUGAUGUUUAACCUAGUCCACCUCACAUCUUUUCUUAUUAGAGAUGAACAACAGUUUCUAAGAUACAGAACAGUUGAGGUGCAACUUUCUUGUUGACCUGCAUUAAAGCAAUGUUUACACAGCAACCCGGGACAUCUUGACCUGUGUUUGUGGUGUUCACAGUUAAAUGUCUGAUCAAUCUGUAAAGGUCUAUAGUGGAUAUUUUUACAUUUAUUAUGAAUUUUCGGUUAUCAAUAAAUUUAUAUGAUCAUG